Messenger RNA from Leguminivora glycinivorella, 2909 nucleotides. Its product is annotated as transient receptor potential channel pyrexia-like. Gene Ontology annotation, biological process: transmembrane transport; monoatomic ion transport. The record is from RefSeq and is a predicted model, not a curated record. Gene Ontology annotation, molecular function: protein binding; monoatomic ion channel activity. The coding region runs from base 181 to 2709 and encodes 842 amino acids. Gene Ontology annotation, cellular component: membrane. Lineage: Eukaryota; Metazoa; Arthropoda; Insecta; Lepidoptera; Tortricidae. The transcript has 5 exons.
UUACCGGGAUUCGAACCCGGGACCGCGGUGUAGCAGGCAUGGUCACUACCAACUGCGCCAGACCGGUCGUCAAACAACAAUACAUUACGAAGUUUUGCUUCUUCCGCGCGGGUGGACUUCACGCACAAUUUAUUUUUAUUUUUGUAUACUGAUUAUUCUAGCUCGUGUUUCAGAAAAGUAAUGAGUACGGCUCAAUACAACGAGCAUGAAACUGUCGAAUCCAGCGCAGAGAUGGCGCCACUCAACCGCCUUCCACCCGAUAUCGCACCGCCAUGUCAUCCAAGAACCUAUUCUUGGUGGCCUCUACAUGAAGCUGUACAAGAUAGAAAUACAUCAAAAGUCAAGCAGUUGUUAGCAGAAGGCGUAUUGCUCACCUCUCGGGACAGAAAUAAGAAGACACCGUUACACUUGUGCACGGAGUUAUACAGCGAGAGGAGCGAUAAGUGGCCAAAUGAAAAGAUAAUUUUAUGUGAAAUAAUCUCAGCGGUUAACAGAGCCAAAAAUAAAGAGGCUAUUUUGGAAAACUUGGACGAGAAGAGCAGAACACCCUUAUAUGCGGCUAUAAAUAAUGAAAACAUUGAGGUUGUCAAAAUCCUCGUAAAAGGUGGUGCAAGUGUAGACAAGAUUUCGGGAACGGAAGAAACAGCACUACAUGCAGCUGCACAACAUCCAAACAUGUUAAAAUAUUUCCUGGAUCUAAACAUUAUCAAAAACUCUCCUACACUUGAUGGAAAAAUUGCAAUACACUAUGCUACUACAUGCAACGAAGUGGAAUCAGUGAGAUUACUCUUAGAGAAAUUCGGACGAGAACAACUGAUGAUAGGCGAUUGCACUGGCUCUACAGUUUACCAUAUAGCAGCGCUAGUUGACGCCCAUGAAAUAAUGGAGUUAAUAGACGUUUAUUAUAAACCACAUGUCGACAUAAAUGGAGAAACGCCUCUAAAUAUUUCAGCCAAAAGGGGCAAUAAGGCUGUGACAGCGUCAUUACUUAAACAUGGAGCUGCUUUAUCAGAUAGGGGACACCUGGGAAUAACAGUUGUUAAUCAAAUAGCGAGACACUUUGAUAAUCCUGUUAAGUUCUUUGACAAUAUCUUCAAUGAGUUUAUUAAUUUCGAAAUAACAGACCUUCAUCCUUUGAUGAAAGAAAAGAGGGUUAGUGUCAAUUACCGAUUCCUGUCAAAUCGUGAUGGUAGUGAUAUGAGCCAGAUUAAAGUUAUAGAGGAGCUGGUGAGAUGUGGCCAAAGACAGCUACUCAUACACCCUUUGAUAGAAAGUUUGUUGUACUUGAAAUGGAAAAAUAUAUUGCCAGUAGUAUACACAAUACUUGCAAUUUACGGAGUUUUUCUGAUAUCAUUCAAUGCUUUUGUAGUCACAAUAAUUUAUAGAGAAGAUUCUAAGAAUGUCAUUAAGGAUGGCAGGAAUUUAAACAGCACUGGUGCAGUGUGUUUUGAAUGUUUCGAGUGGUGGAGUUGGUUAUUGAUAACAUUAAUAUAUUUUAGCUGUUACUUAUUGUUCGUACAGGAAUGUUUUUACAUCUACCUCCAAAGACAUCGUUACUUUGUGAACCUAGAAUCGUGGAUAAAGCUGAAUUUGCUGUCUCUUGGGGCAGUUGUACCGAUAGCACUUGGCAUGUACUGCUCGCCUCCGAACUGGCUUCGUCACCUUACUUGUGCGGUGCUACUGCUUUCAUGGCUGCAAGCCAUGUUGUUCCUGUCACGGUUCCCAGAUUGGGGAUACUAUGUACUAAUGUUUGAGAGGGUUUCUUAUAAUAUAUUUAAGAUUCUUCUAACAUCAGUGUGUUUAAUCAUAGGAUUCUCCUUAUCCUUCAUGAUUGAAUAUCAGUCAGUUUCUCCUUUUGAUGGCCCUGGCAACUCUUUCGUGAAGACACUUAUUAUGAUGACAUCAGAAUUUGAUUAUGAAGAUUUAUUUGGCAAAGAGCACGCUAGAGAACUUCAGAAUACGAAAACAGCUGUACAAUUGAUAUUUGUGGUGUUUGUGGUAUUCGUCGCUCUAAUACUGAUUAAUUUUAUAAUAGGUGUUGCCGUUAGUAACAUCAAUGAUUUGAAUAUUAGAGGAAAUAUCAGAAGGCUUGAAAAACAAGUAGAACUUCAAAGCACUCUCGGUGUACUUAUUUACUCAAUUAAGAAAUUAAUUAAAUUUGGAAGACGACAUUGGUACGACACUCCUACAGCGAAUUCUGCUCGCUUCAGAUUUCCGUGUUCAAACUAUUACUUAUCCAUAUUCAAGGACUUAGAAUGCAAUAUACCAUGGCUUGUUCUUGUUGAAGAAAGUGAAUGGGAAUUUUGCAGGGACAUAUAUUACCAAUCGCUUAAUAAAGAAUUAGAAAAUGCUAUAAUCGAUAUAGCUAGAAAUAAAACAGAAAAGAAGAAAGUGGAUCAUAAAAAUAAUCUAAAGAAAAAGCAAUUACAAGCAAUAUACAAUUCAGUAACUGGCAUGUCAGACAAAAGUCUAGAGUUAAAUUGCGAUGAAAAGGAUAAAGAUUCGCCUGUGGCGUCCCUAUGUAUGAAAAUACAUGAGAUAGAACAUUCAAUUACAGAUACGAAACAGACUAUAAAGGAAAAUAGUAAUACGAUUUUAGAAUUAGAACAUUCAAUUACACAUAUGAAACAGACUAUAAACGAUUUAAAGGAAAGUAGUAAUAAGAUUUUAGAAUUGUUGAUAAAUUCAAGAAACCCUACUGAAAACUGAAUUCAGUUAUCUUAUCUAUAUAAUUUUAGAAGUGGACACAAAACAAUACUAAAUCAUAUAAAUAAUGUUAACGUUAUUUAAACAUUGGUUGAAAACUACAAGUAUUGCAAUCCGCCCGGCACGUUUCUCGAAAGGUACAAGCCUUGUAUUACAAGUGUGUUUCCAUGACAACCCAUACGAUUUGACAGUUCGCGCACUUG